AGUUCAAAAACAGUUGAUAAGCCGGUCGCUUCAGUAGGAAUCCAGUCACCGCACCCUCAAGACAUGUUGAUCGUUUUUCUCAAAACCGCGCCGAAAUCCACACACAGUGUUUGCCUUUGUCCUGUUUAGAGGAGGGCAAAGAUGAAGGGACAGUUUUCAAACAUCGUGGAGAAUGACUUCAAAAAAGACAAACACAUGAAGGGAUUCGAAACAAGGACACCCAGGAUGAAAGAAAAUAGCACCGCAGACAGGAAGAAGAUUGUAGGAGUGGUCCCAUCAACAGACUUCAAAGGAAGGGCGGUGGUUAAUUAUUGGGGUUUGGUUAUUGUUCUUGUGAGUUGUCACGUGAGUAAUUGUCCGGUUAAUGCGGAUCCAUUGUCCGGAGUAUCCGGAGCGACGUCCGGAUCAUCCGGAGGACAUCCUCCUGCCUGGACCACACGGACGGGAACGUCACUGACUGAGCAGAUAAUGAUGCGUCACGUCUACGAGCAGAUCAGGAGCCUGAAGUUCGCCUACGAGGAGAACAUCAAUCAGCUGAUGCGAAAGGUGGACACAAUCGACAUGAAGAUGUCGCGUCACAGCUGCGAUUACAGUGGCAUUGAAAGUGUGGUGCGCAAAAUCGACUCACUCGAUAUCAAAGUCAACCGACUUGAAGCAUCCAAUGUGCAUCGAUUGGAAGAAUUAUCUAAGACUAUCCAUACAAAAGGGAUCAGACAGGAGCUGGCCAUGGAUGGACUUGUUCAAAAAGUGGACGAGAAUCACGAGAGAAUAAAACAGAAAUUGAUAUUUGCAGAGAAGCGGCUCGACACAAUCAACAGCAAAAUGCAGGUUUAUGAGACGUCAAUCACUCGCGUGGAGUCUCGCCUGACUGACAUAGACAAUGACAUAAGUGAUAUGACCAAUACAUUGGACGACAUAAAGUCACUGUCAACCAUCAUAGAUGACAAGCAUAACAACACACAACGAUCUAUGAAGGAACAGUUGCAGGAAAUAAAAUCAGAGUCAGCUGGAAGCCGCCAACAGUUAGAAGAGCUGUCCAGCUCGGUGAAGGACAUCGGCAGCAGACUCAACGACACUGCGCAGACGGCGAUGGUCCGCGACGACGAAAACGUCCGCAUACUGUCUGCAGACACCGACCGCGACUUACGUCAGCAGAUCAACUUCGAGAGCAGGAGGAUCGAGGAUAAGAUCACAAGCAUGUACAACAACCUCUGGAGUCGAUUCAUGUCACUGGAGACCACCGCAAAGCAUCUGCUGAAAAUUGGCAACAUCACGCGACGUCAACUCAGGGAGGAUUUCCAAUCAUUGCUACAAUCAGAGGCUAGGUUUGCCGAGCCAGAAUCUCAAGAAAGUACGUAA
Nilaparvata lugens (brown planthopper) is the source of this 1359-nucleotide messenger RNA. RefSeq lists its product as uncharacterized. The coding region runs from base 142 to 1359 and encodes 405 amino acids. The record is from RefSeq and is a predicted model, not a curated record. The transcript has 6 exons. NCBI's taxonomy places the organism in Eukaryota, Metazoa, Arthropoda, Insecta, Hemiptera, Delphacidae.